UCGAUUUAUAUAACAUCAUUGUCAACAACAACAACAACGAUAAACAACAUCAACAGUAACAUCAACAUCAUCGUCAUAGUCAUCGAAAAGGAGCAACGAUCGAUCGUCUGAAACGAAGUUUCUAUCUUUUUUACUCUCUCUCUCUCUUUCUCUCUCUAUUUAUCUCGUUCUUAUUCUUUCAUUCAAUCUUACUUCGAUCGAUCGUUUAGAUCUGUCCUUGGUGGUUGGUAGUGGAGAAUUGUGCGUGCGAUCGAGACACUCCUUUUUACCAUUACGAUUAAAUCUUUCAUUCCGUAUCUCUCUCUCUCUCUCUCUCUCUCUCUCUCUCUCUAUCUUUUAUUUUUUCUAUUUCUAAACUGGACUAUAGAAUUCACGGUCAACAACAGCCGGGUAUUACGUCAAACCGCGGAAGUUGGUAACACGAGAGUAAGCGAUGAUAGUAACAGCGUGAUAUAUCAUCAACUAACAAAGUUGAUAACUUAUUAUCGUCAAAUCGAUGAAAAUCCUAACGUCAGUUCAUUCAUGAAUUUCUACGGGCGUGUUUCGGUGUUGCAUCCUAACGAGAAGAAAAAGAAAAAGAAGAGGAUGAUACUACAACAACAACAACAACAACAACAAUAUACGUGUUUCUCGUUCGUGUAAACUCGUUGACGAGAGGAAUUAAUACCUUCAGUCACGAAGACUCGAAAAGGGUGGAGAGAGAGAGAGAGAGAGACAGUUAAGAUUUACUAGCUUCUACCGGUACUAAAAAGAAAAAGGAAAGAAAAAGACAAUAAAAAUAAAAAUACUUAAAAAAUAGAAGAAAAAAAAUCUAAGAGAAAUAACGGGGAAUAUUAAAUAAGAUAGACAUACAAAAAAAAAAAACAAGUAGAGAAAUGCAGCAAUUAAACGAGAACGAUGUGAACAUUGGGAAAAUUGUAAAACCUUAAUAAGAAAGAGAAUAAUAAUAAUAAUAAUAAUAAUAAAAAAAGAGAGAGAGAGAAAGAUAGAUAUAUAUUUAAGAGGAGAAGGGUUUAUAUCUGUGAAAAAGUGAUAAAAAUAAAGCAGACAGGCUGGAGGAUACGAAGGAAAGGGUUAAGAGGGAGGAAAGAUCGAGGAGCCUGGCAAAAGCUGGCAACAGGGGGGAUCCUCGCGAAAUCAAAAAAGAUAGUACGAAUAAUAGAAAGAAAAAGGAUCGUGAAAAUAGUCGAGGAAUGCCGUGGAUAAAGUGUUUGGGUGGUGCAGGAGGCAAACCUAGAAGGGGCAAGCCACUGAGCGUCAGUCAACCGAUACACCUGCUUGUCAAGAGUGACUUUGAACCUCAGUGUCACGUGUUUCGUACGAAACAACUGCGCAAACCCAGACCAUGUCAUUUGUGCCAUCAGGCGGUGAUCAAACAAGCGUCUUGUUGCAGAGUAUGCAAAUACAUCUGUCACAAGACUUGCGAAGACAAGGGUGCGCGUUUCCGGGACACCUCGCAACAAAUACAUAAACAAUGGCAAGCUGAUCCAGCUCGUGCAUUUCCAACAGUUGGCAGUGUUACUACCAACGUUGGUAGUGGUGGUGGUGGUGGUGGUGGUGGUUCCCCGUCUCCAGCAUCGGGUGACAUUUCAACACCAAAUUCAACACCGAGUCCUAGCCCUAGUCCGACCAAUGGUCAACUAGUAAUGCACAAUGGGGGUUACGAAUCACAGCCAAAAAAUGUUAAUACCAUUGCGAGAAACAAACAACAACAACAACAACAACAACAACUACUUAUGCAACAACACCAACAUCAGUUACAUCAACAACAGGUACAAACUGUUCAAUCAUCGGGAACACCUGCGAGAACGCCAGGCGUCGGCGCGGAUUCGUCAAGCGUCGACGUCGUCGGAAAAGGCGUCAGUGGGGGAAGGGUCACAGAAGUUAUGGAAUUAUGUUAUGUCACGGAAAGGAUAAUAGCUCUUUGGUAUCGUGAAGAUGCACAAGGUGUUUUAGAACAUGCCACUACACUUCUUAGAGGAAAACAUGCUGAUAAUUAUAUGAUAUUCAACCUGUCAUCUCCAGGACGAACAGGUGAAUCAAAUACGAGAGAAGCUGGUUGGCCACAAGGAUUAGCACCAAGUUUGGAAAGAUUAUGCGCCCUUUGCAAGGAGCUGGACUCCUGGUUGAACGGUUUACCUAAUCGUGUAGUCGUUUUACACGCAAGGGGUAACAAGGAACGAUUGGGUGUGGCGGUAUCAGCUUACAUGAAUUACAGCAGCAUUUGUGGUGGACGCGAUCAAGCCUUGGACAGGUUCGCGAUGAGAAGGUUCCUCGAUGACAAGAUCGGAUCGUUACAAGUUCCAUCACAUCGAAGAUACAUUGAGUACUUCAGUGGAUUAUUGUCUGGGUCAUUGAGAAUCAGCCAAUCUCCACUUUACUUGACACACCUUACUGUACUCGGAGUGCCACUCUUCGAGCCUACCGGAUGUCGAGCGUUCCUCAAAGUCUACGAAGGAUUGACGCCCGUUUACACAUCGGAUUUGUACUCGGUGACGAAUGCUCGUGAGUUCACGGUUAAUCUAGGUGGUCUUCGUUUGAGAGGUGACAUACUCGUUAAAUGUUAUCAUAGGGUAUAUUCCAAACAGAGCAGAGAAGUUAUGUUCUCCUUACAGUUCCACACAUGUGUCAUCACAGAAAACGUAGUGUCAUUUCCCCGUUCGGAACUUGACGUAGCUUGUGAAGAUCCACGAUGUCCACCCGAUAGCGUAGUGACCCUUUAUUUCGCGACUGAUGCAAAACGUCAGGAUGGCCCAAUUCCAGCACCAACACCCGCUGUGCCCCAUGCCUCAGCUCAUCACGAUCCUAUUCUUCAUUGGGACAGCUACACGAAUCUCGAGAUAAGCGAUGACGGCCGGGAGACACCGUUGUCACCACCACCACCAUCGAAUUCUUCCGUUCAAACAUCACCACGUGGGUUAGGUUACACCUGUGGACCUAUAGAUGGAUCCUUGUACGCGGUUGUACACCAGGGUGCUGCAGGUGGUGCUCGCGGUUCACCACUGACAGUUUCCAUGGACAGCGGUAUCAGCAGUGCACCACCUCAAAGACCAAGUCCACCUGAACACGAGCCGGAUAAUCAGGCUCACGGUGAUCUUGAUAAACUUCUUCACGAUAUGAUGUUAACCGUUGAGUCAAUGCCAGAUCCUCCAAUCCAAGAGGAUUAUUCAAGAACGGAUAGAAACGAUAAGAUUUACGUACAAGAAAAUCGUAGUUACAGUAGUCACACGAACAGUAGUCACGGUGGUGCAUCUACCUAUUCGACCUUGAAAGAUUCCUACAGAAGUUACAGCGUCACCAAAGAAUCAAGUCCACCAUACAACUCUAGCAGCAGUUAUAGUACACUUAAAAAUGAAUAUAGAGAUAGUCCAAUAAAAACUAACAACGAACAUCGUAGGGAUGAUUACGAGUAUCAUCGUGUAUCACCCGAUAGAAAAUUAUCCGAAUCUUCGGCAGACAUUUAUGGUAGAAAACAACACGUCGUCGAAUCAUUUUCACCAUCUGGCAAUAUUGAUUUCAUCGACGAAGACAUUCCUUAUCACGCUAGACAAACCAGUCAACCAUUUUCUUAUGGUGCAACGACUGAUAUGAUAAAACAUCAGAAAUUGUCAUCCCCAUCGUUGGUUAGAAAAGCAUCUGUACGGGGUAAUGCACCGAUGGUUGAUUUCGAUGAUAUACUUGGUGACGUUAAUUCGAGACGACCUAUCAGCCCACUCAGCCCGAAUACACCUGAUCCACCACCGGAGUUUGCCAAUGGUCCUGUCAAAACGUCUACUACGACUACGAUGACUACGACAACUCAGGAUCACGUUGAUGGAUUGUCAUGGCUGAGGCAACAACAAUUAAAACUUGCUGCAAGAAGGGACGAAAAGAGUCCUAAAACAAUAUGGCGACAGGAAACUGGGAAUCGUGUUAUCGGAGAACUUCGAAGUUAUCAAAGAGGAAGAUUAAGGCAGGAUGGUUAUGCGAGUGAUUCUGCUGUACUCGACGAUGACGACGAUACUUGGAUACCAAGUUCACUUAUUAAUCAGACCCAAUCGAAAACGACUCCUUAUACCUCAGCACCAGCGAGUCCUUUGCUUCCGCAAAGAUCAAGUAGUCGUAAGUACAAUGGCAGCAGCAACGCUAGUAACGCCCUUCUUGGCAGACCAAGGGCUGAAAGUAUGAACGAACGACCAUUCGUCUCUGUGAAGAGAGCUUACGAGUAUCGAAAGUACAACGACGGUCAGAGCCCUCCGUCAUCCCCCCGCGCAGUAUUUGCAGCCGAUCCACCCUUAAGCACAGGAAUGCAACGUCGAUCGAGUAGUCCAGUCAACUUGGAUAGACAACAACAACAGCAACCACCUCGUCCGGAAUCUAGAAGCGAUAGUUUUGCACGUGCCGAUGCAUUUUUGCGUGAACAUAGACAACAACAACAAUUCCUACAACCACAACAACAACAACAACAACAGAACAACGGGAUGAAUAGCAUCAGCAAUCCAGAAAAUGGUCACGAAUUAAACAAAAGAACAACUCUCGAGAAAAAUUGUGCAACUUUGGCUAGACCAUCAAGACCAGAGUCAAGAAAUCGCAUAACUACAACCACAACAUCAACAGCGUAUCAAAAUUAUUCAAGAAAUUAUAACAAUGCAACAACCAAUGACAGAAGCAACAGCAAUGGACAACAAAAUGAAGGAGGACUUUUAGCAGUAGUAGAUCAACAAACGUCAUCUUCACCUCCUAUUCAAGGAGAUCCUCUCGUGAGCCUAAUUCGUUCAUUGGCUGAGAUAUCACCCAAUCGCUCAUCACCCUCAUCCACUUCCGCGACUAACAAGAUCGAGAACCACGAUCAUGGCACCACUAUAGAUGCAACUACCGCGACAACGGUCACCAACAACGUCGCUAGCAUUGCCACUAAUUGUUCCCCUAACCAGUCGCCAAAAGCAUGGCAGAAUUGUACACAGUCCCACAAUGACUCGGCAUCAUCGUGGACCGAGAGGAGCGUCAGUCCCGGAAGUACAGUUGGUGUUUCAAGACCGCAAACACCUGCAUUCCCUGUACAUCCACGUACUCCUUACGUUAAUAACGCAUCGCCAACUGUAACAUUUGCUUCAGAUCGGGGAUAUGUUAUGUCCAACAAUAGUUAUAACAUUAACAACAAUAAUAAUAAUAGUAUGACUGGAAUUGAAGCUAGUGGCGGUGGGAAUAGUAACAACAACAACUUAGGAAAUUAUAAUACUGAAAGAACGGUCUACAUUGAGGAGAGGAGGGAAGUCUCUAAGGAAACGGGACUUCCACCCAAGAGUCCGACAACACAGCGACGCUUGAGUUUCCCGGCAAGCGGGCCGCUUAAACAAAUGCAUAACAAACGAUGGCCGCUCACUAACCAAUCGGCGUCGUUCGACUAUAGCAAGGACCGACCUGUUUCUCCGAUAAGCGAAUCUGCUAUUUCACAGGCUCAGGCUAUCUCGCAUAAUCCUGGAACACCUACUCAUGUUGAAUUUGCUCAAAGUCCCAAGAGUGCUACGUCCUACACAUCUAUCAACAGUGGUGGUCAAUCAUCUCCACAAGUUCAGUAUUACGGAUCAAGACGUUCGAGUAUUCAUUCGAACAGCGAACCUCAAGAAGUUGCUGAUGUUAAUGUUAAAUUCGUACGAGAUACCAGCAGGAUCUGGUACAAACCAAAUAUAUCACGUGAACAAGCAAUCUCAAUGCUGAAAGAUGCAACACCCGGUACAUUCGUAGUCAGAGACAGCAAUUCUUUCCCAGGUGCGUUUGGUUUAGCAUUGAAAGUAGCAACACCACCACCUGGCGCACCUAGUAGUCCUAGAGAUCCAUCAAGCGAACUCGUCAGGCAUUUCUUGAUCGAGCCAACGUCACGUGGUGUCAGAUUAAAGGGAUGCGCAAACGAACCAGUUUUUAGUUCUUUGUCAGCACUAGUUUAUCAACACAGCUUGAUGGCUAUGGCUUUGCCAUGCCAACUUUUACUACCUGAACCAGAAGCUGCUGCUAGAGCUUUGGAUUCACCUGCUACGAAUAGUGCUCAACAACUUCUUGCUCAAGGAGCUGCAUGCAACGUUCUUUAUCUUUUCACCGUGGAUACGGAAUCCUUGACCGGACCACAAGCAAUCAAGAAAGCUAUAAGCACGUUAUUCGAACAAAAACCAUUACCAAGUGCAACGAUCGUUCAUUUCAAGGUCUCGACUCAAGGUAUAACCUUGACGGACAAUGCUAGAAAAUUAUUCUUUCGUAGACAUUAUCCUACGAACAAUAUCAGUUAUUGUGGAUUAGAUACUGAAGAACGUACAUGGGAUUUUUCUGGUGAAGAUGCUGGACGACCAUUAAGCGCACACCGUUGUUUUGGAUUCGUGGCAAGAAAACCAGCACACAAAUCAGACAAUCAGUGUCACGUAUUCGCCGAAUUGGAACCAGAACAACCAGCAACGGCCAUCGUUAAUUUCGUCAAUAAAGUUAUGAUGGGCAACUCGAUCGCUAAAGCUAAUAUCGUAUAAAUUUUUAUCUUUUUAUCUUUUUCGUUUAAUUAAUUUCGUACAUUCGUUGUUCGAUCUAAUCGAUAUAUAUAUAUAUAUAUAAUAUAUAUUUUAAAAAUAAAAUAAUAUGAAAAAAAAAUGAGAUAAUUUUGCAAUAACGCAAUAAUACGCUAUUAUCAAUCGAUAGAAGAUAAUUCGUCGUUUGUAAAACGAUAAUAAAUUAUUACUAUUAUUAUUAU
Polistes dominula (European paper wasp) is the source of this 6709-nucleotide messenger RNA. It is a transcript of the gene by, whose product is annotated as focal adhesion protein tensin. The record is from RefSeq and is a predicted model, not a curated record. Gene Ontology annotation, cellular component: focal adhesion. Gene Ontology annotation, molecular function: protein binding. Lineage: Eukaryota; Metazoa; Arthropoda; Insecta; Hymenoptera; Vespidae.